AUGGCCGCCAUGCCCGAGCUCGACCGCGAGUCGUCGCGCCUCUCCAGCGGCUCCAAGUCGCGCACGUCGCGCGCGCGCAACGCCGCACACCGCGUCUCGUACCGCGGCGCCUCGAAGCUCAAGCAGGUCGCUUCGCACGCGCGCGCACGCACCGAGGGCGACAAGGGCGACGCCGCGGCCGAGGCACAGGCGGCCAAUGCGCAGAUCAAGGGCUUCGAGGGUGUCUUUCCCGUGCCGGCGGCCGGCUGCCGGCCCAAGCCGCCCGCUGCGCUCUCGCCGUCGCAGCAGGUGGCGCUCGACGGCAUGCUCUCGCACUUCCGCGACACGAAGCAGUUCCCCACAUCGCUCAAGCCCGACGCAGAGCAGCGCGAGGCAAACGACUGGGAGAAGCUGCGUCUGCUCUCGCGCGAGUCGCUGCUGCGCUACCUGCGCGCCAGCAAGUGGGACCUGAGCACGGCAAAGAAGCGCCUGACAGACACGAUUGCGUGGCGGAGGGAGUUUGGCGUGGAUGAGCUGGUGGAUGAGGAGAUGAGCGAGGAGGCAAAGUGCGGAAAGGAGACGGUGCUUGGAUACGACAAGCAUGCGAGGCCAUUGCACUACAUGCAUCCGCACCGCAACGACACGAAGGAGACGCCAAGGCAGAUGCAGUUUGCCGUCUGGAUCCUCGAGCGUUCCGUCGACCUCAUGCCGCCGGGCAGCGAGCAGCUGGCGCUCCUCAUCAACUUUGACCACCGCAGCCGCAACCCGACGAGCAUUGCCAAUGCCAAACUCAUGCUCUACAUUCUCCAAAACCACUACGUCGAGCGCCUGGGCGUGGCGCUUUGCAUCAAUGUGCCGUGGAUCUUCAAGGCCUUCUGGUCGGGCAUCCAGCCCUUCAUCGACCCCGUGACGAAGAGCAAGUGCAAGUUCGACGAGGCGAUCAAGGACGAGGUGCCGCUGGAGCAGCUCAGCGCCGACUUUGGCGGAGAGCUGGAUCCAAAGUACAACCACGACGCCUACUGGCCCGAGCUCGUGGCAGUCUGCAAGCAGCGGCGCGACGACAUGCUUCGGCGCUUCCGCGAGUCGUGCAACUCGGAGGUGGGCGCCUCCGAGUGGGUCAUUCUUGGCGGUGACGAUGCGGAGGCGCCGUUCAACAAGAAGGACCUGCAUGAGCUGGCCGAGGGCGCGGAGGACAAGCAGGCGGUCGGCCUGACGCAGGGCGGAGAGAAGGCGCCAGUGGCACACGUCGAUGAUGAGAAGGCACGCCAAGCGCGGGAAGAGGCGAUUGCGAAGAGCAACGAGCGCGUCGAGGCUGCUACGCCGGCGGCUGGCCUGGGUCCGGACGACACGACGGAAAACCCACUGGAGAAGUUCACGACUGCCGGCCUGGCUCCUGCCUCUCAAGCUGCGGCUGCCGUCACGCCGGGCGAGAAGUACGUCACUCCCAUGGCCCAGCCAGCCUCGCACCCGAUCGAGCGCGAGUUCGAGGUGCCGCCGUCGCCGGCCUCCGCCUCCUCCAAGGCCAUCGAGCGCGUCGCGACGGAGGACACUGCCGUCUCGUCCGGCUCGCGUCCCAGCUCGGCGUCCGGCAAGGCCAAGGCCUUCUUCGGCUCGCUGAAGCGCUCGAACAAGGGCAGCAAGAACGGCAAGAGCAGCAAGCACGACAUGCAUCACAUCGCCGCCGAGAUCAGCGCCGGUCUGGGCGCCGGCGCCGCAGCGGCGGCAGCGGCACUGCAGAAGACGGCGAAGAAGCACGAGGAGAAGGCCGAGGCUGCGGCGCGCGAGGCGGAGGCGAAGAAGGCGGAGGAGAGCACGGCGUCGGCCGUCAAGGCAGAUGCGGCAGCUGCGCCGAGCGCUGCGACAGCGGCAGAGACGUCGGAGGCACCGCAGGAGGCAUCAGACGGCGCGACGCAGGAUCCGGACGCCGCUGCAGCUGCGGCCGUCGACGGCUCCGACUCGCCGGCCGCUGCCGCACCCACGCCAGCAAGCAAGCCCGUCUCUGUGCUGCUCUUCGCCUCUGCCCGCGAGGCAGCCGGCACGGCAGCCAUGUCGAUCACUCUGCCUUCAGCGUCGCUUGCGCUCGCCGACCUGCCGGAGCUCCUGCUCGCUGAACAAGCCAAGAGCAACAAGGGCGACGCAGAGGCACUCAAGCGCAUCCUGAGCGCGGCGCAGUGGAGCGUGGAUCAGGAGAUGGUCGAUGAGGAGCAGGUCAAGACGACGCUGCUCAAGGGCGGCGAGGAGGUGGCGCCCAUCACGCCCGUCAGCGGCGGCUGAGCGGCUUGCGCGCUUCUCUCGCACCUCUCGGCCACGCUUCCUCCAUCAUCCCCUCCCUCUCUUCAUCCCCCUCCACACACUCUCUUUGCACUGUCCUGCGACCGUCUUACACACGCUUUGGUCACCCUCAUUGCCCCCGCCCGCGUAUCCACACGCGCCACCUAGUACCCUACCACGCGCGAGACACGACCCAACGAAUUCCCCUGCCUUCCAGCAUCCCAUCCUUGCCGCUGCGCAGCCCCAGUAAUCAACGCUUCUCUCACACGCUCCCGCGCUGGGAAUCGGAUGCGAUUGAGGGGAGAGACGAGAGGCAUGGAACGUGAGUGUGAGAUGCGAGAGUUGUCGUGUGGAUGAUGGGCCGGCGCGGAGAUGGCGUGGGUGGU
Messenger RNA from Tilletiopsis washingtonensis, 2636 nucleotides. RefSeq lists its product as hypothetical. The transcript has 5 exons. Gene Ontology annotation, molecular function: phosphatidylinositol transfer activity. NCBI's taxonomy places the organism in Eukaryota, Fungi, Basidiomycota, Exobasidiomycetes, Entylomatales. The coding region runs from base 1 to 2253 and encodes 750 amino acids. The record is from RefSeq and is a predicted model, not a curated record.